This is a messenger RNA of Daucus carota subsp. sativus, 2266 nucleotides long. RefSeq names its product F-box protein At1g47056. Gene Ontology annotation, cellular component: SCF ubiquitin ligase complex. Lineage: Eukaryota; Viridiplantae; Streptophyta; Magnoliopsida; Apiales; Apiaceae. The transcript has a single exon. The coding region runs from base 258 to 1796 and encodes 512 amino acids. The record is from RefSeq and is a predicted model, not a curated record. Gene Ontology annotation, biological process: SCF-dependent proteasomal ubiquitin-dependent protein catabolic process. Gene Ontology annotation, molecular function: protein binding.
UACGGGACGUCAAGAGUCGUCGUAUCACACCUCUGGAUACAAUUUGUAUGGGUGGACUCUCUCUUAGAACCAGUCUUCUAAAAUGUCUCCUUCCCUCUUGAUUGUUCUAUUACGUUAACUCCUAUAUCUUAUAUACUUCAAGACUUUCAAACAUAAAAACAUAUAUUAUUUUAUUUUACAUGAAUAAACGAAUCUCUAUAAACAACAAGCACAACAAUAUCUACUCAUAAUUUUUAUUUUCUUGUUGUGCAUCUAUUAUGGGCCAAUCCUCCUCUGUUCAUGCCGUCCAAAUACCUCCGUCAAAUUUCAAUUAUUUGUCCAACUCCGGUGACGACUUGAUAUCAGAGCUUCCCGACGAAUGUCUGGCCUUGAUUUUUCAAUCUCUUGGCUCCGGUGAUCGCAAGUCUUGUUCGCUUGUUUGUCAAAGAUGGUUCGGUGUGGAAGCUCAGAGCCGCCAAACACUCUAUCUAAAAGCCCGGCCUGAUGUUGUGUCGAUUAUUCCAGGUCUGUUUUCUCGGUUUGAUUCAAUCACGAAGCUCACUCUGCGAAGCCAUCGGACGUCGAGGAGUCUUGAUGAUGAAGCAUUGAGUUUGGUAGCUACAGAAUGUCGUAAACUUAGUCGCAUUAAUCUCCGUGGCUGUCGUGAGGUCACGGAGAUCGGUAUGGCAGCUCUAGGUCUGUAUGCCAAGGGUUUAAAGAAGUUCUCGUGUGGAUCAUGUACUUUUGGAGUUAAAGGUAUGAAUGCGUUGCUUGAUAAUUCCUCAUCUCUCGAGGAAUUAUCCGUUAAGCGUUUACAUGGUAUCAAAAAUAGCGGUGGUGAAAUGAUAAAUCCUGGCGUGGCUGCAUCGCUGAAGUCUAUUCGUUUGAAGGAGAUUCAUAACGGCCAGUGCUUCGGGCCGCUUAUAGUUGGAUCGAAGAAUCUGAGGUCGCUGAAAUUGCUGCGAUGCUCAGGUGAUUGGGAUAUUGUCGUCAAAAAGGCUGCGCGUAGAGAGAAUAGCUGUUUGUUCGAAGUUUAUUUGGAUAGAGCGCAAAUUAGUGACAUUGGCCUUACAGCUCUGUCGAAUUGUUCGGAAUUGGAGAUUUUGCAUUUAAUUAAAAACGUGGAUUGCACGGAUGCUGGAGUCGUCGCGGUGUUAGAGAAGUGCAGGUCACUGAGAAAGCUUCAUAUCGACGGGUGGAGAACAAAUCGCAUUGGAGAGGAAGGUCUUGUCUCGAUAGGCAAGCAUGGCGCGAUGCUUCAGGAAUUGGUGCUCAUUGGUAUUAAUCCAAGUCUUUUCAGUUUGGACGCAAUUGCUUCGGGUUGUAAGAAACUGGAAAGGCUUGCCAUUUGUGGAAGUGAGACAGUGGCGGAUCCUGAAAUAUCUUGCAUUGCUGCGAAAUGCGCAGCUUUGAAGAAGCUGUGCAUCAAGUCCUGCCCUGUUUCGGAUCAGGGGAUCGAAGCGUUUGCGGAGGGAUGCCCCAAUUUGAUGAAAUUGAAGGUGAAAAAGUGUCGAGCAGUGACGAGUGAAGCAGAGGCCUUGUUAAGGUCGAACAGGAGAUCGUUGAUUAUUGAUUUCGAUGUUUGUGAGGUAGAAGUUGAAGCUGUGGAUGGGAGUGCCAGUGAUGCUGGAACACAAGAAGAUGACGCGGAGUUUCUGCCAUUGGAGAGCCAGGAAGUUGCUGACACGGCGAGUUCUGAGGCUUCUUCGAGCAGAAAAGGUCGUGCAUCGACGUCGAAGCCGAAGUUUGGGCUCUUCAGAGGUAAUUGUUUUUUGACGCGUGCUCGCAAGAGGUGGUCCAAUAAAGCUAGCACUUGAAAGUUGAAAUAUAGUUCUUGGUCAUGGACAGGGGUUUGAAUGUUAAAUCUUUGAUAGAAAGUUUUCAUGAUUUCAUAAUAUUAUUUUACGUGUACACGAGAUUUCUCGAGUAGUUGUCACAUUGCCGAUGGCUUAAGGCUGGUACAUAUACUAUUGUUGUUUGGAAGCUAGAAAUUGCUUCUUUGACUCCGAUGAUAAGAAAAGGUAUGGCAUUUAGCUGAGGCUCGACAGAAGAUCUGAAAAAUGAUUACUCUAUCAAUAUACUUAUAUAAAGGAGAAGCGAGGGGCGUGUAGGUGGCACCUCUCACAUCGCUCCGUUCUAUUUUUCUAAUUUUCUGGAAUUUUUGGAUGAAAAAUACCAAAAAUUAGAACUACCUUUUUUAGUUUCGGAUAUAUUAGAAGCAAGUUUCAGAAUCUGAUUUUGUUUCAGAUUAUUUAUGGAAUAUAGUAGUUUGAAAAUUUUAAUUUAA